AUGAUGAGCCCUACUUAUGUCCAGUGGGACAUUGUCUAUUCCUUAUAUAACUUUGGCUCUAUUUUCAUUAUUGUCCUGAUUAUCUGGCAGGUCAAAAAGAUCCAGCAUGGACUCAGGUUGGGCCAUAACAGGAGCUGCUGCUGGCGUCACCGAAGAGUCCGACAAAGGACUAGAGAGGCAGUAUCGAGAGCUAGGAGAACGUCCCCGGAAGAAGCUGAGAAACCACAGAAGCUGCUCUCUCUCUUGAAAAGCCAGGGCUGGCUUCCUCAGGAGGGACAUGUGCGGCGGCUCCUGUGUGCAGACCCCUGCUGCCACAUCUGCAACGACAUGGCUCUGGAGAUUCAGCAGCUGCUGACGGGUGACAACACGCUGGCUGCCCCCACCUCAGCGGGGGCGUCACUGCGUCCCUCUUGCCUAGGGGUUCUGUCCACGUCUGCUGUCUCUGAGGAGAGUCGGCAGCGGGGUUCCCGGCACUGCAGAGUGCACUCACUGGCACCUCUAAGCCCCGCACUGCCACAAGCAAGAGACCAGCAAUCCUCUCCGCAGACGGCUGCCCGGUCAACGGGCCCAGUCAGCGCCCACGAGGACUGCGAUGAACACCUGCAGCUCGGGCAGGAAGUUCAACUGCCAGACGCGUCCUGGGACCCACAAGCUCUGUGUCCUUCGAGGCUUGAGAAGCCCAGGGCUCCUGUGAGCCGCCAGGAGAGGAACGAGAGCAACCCCUAUGUUGUCCGGGAGAACCAAGACCAGCAGCCCUGGAAUUCCCAGGUUGCUCUGUUGUCUCUGAACACAGAGCUCACUCAUCUGACACACCCUAUGGCUUUGCAUGUGGUCACUGUCCUCCCUGCCCACCUGCCAUUCCUCAGCCCUGAAGUCCUUGGGCUUCUUGAGGUCCAUAUGAAAAAGUGGAUACAUUUCCAGAGGUGGGGACUCCCCAGACAUGUGGAGGAGUCCCUGAGGCAGCUUGUGCCACAGCCCCCACUGCUUUGCCAGCCUGGAAACGGCCAACCAGUACCUUUCACCAGGAUCAAUACUUCUGAUGCCUGUGUCAAAACAACUGGGCCCAUUGCCCACAGGGCCUGGCCUUCAUGGAUGGUCAGCCAGCCCACCCAGGCCUUUGGGGUCUCUGAAUGGUCCAUAAAGGACCCAGAACAAAGGCACCACUGCCAGGAAACCCCAAACUGUCUGGCUCUUGCUUUGCCCUCUCCAGCCCUCAAAGUCCUAAAGGGCCUCCAUCCACCACCUGGGGGACAGGCCAAAGAUUCAGGGAACCCUCUGAAGCAGCAGCACAGCCAGCUGUUCUGUGGCCUCCCUUGUCUACACAGUGAGUCCCUAGUUGCCACCUUCCUGGGCUCUCAAGGCCUCUCCCUUAGGUGGGACUUGCCAGCUCUUCUCCAGAGAUCUCAGCAUGCCCAGAGCCCCAUGCACUAUGGGCCCUGUGACACAGCCCCGGCUCCCGAGAUCAGGGAAGCUUCCUGGUCAGGGAAGCCCACCUCAGGCCUCUCGAGGCAACUACUCUUCUUCCCAGACCAUGUCCGGAGGCUGCUGGAGUUCCACCUGCAGAAGAAGUUGAUUGACCGUCACUGGGGCCUGCCCCAGAAGAUCGAGCAGUCCUUCAAGUUGCUCCUGUCCCCUGCUGACCAGCAGCCCCUGCCCUGGAGCAGCACAGCCUUGGACAACGUGAGCGUCCUCCAGCCUGCAGCCCCAGAGGCCAAGGGGGUUAAUGACCUCUUCUCACCUACCUUGGCCCCGGUGUUACUCCCCACGCCACAGUUGCUUAUCCAAGCCAAAGCAAUACUUCAGAGCCACAUCGACUCCAAAGGUUGGCAGAUCCGCCAGGGCACUUUCCCAACCCGUGUAUGUAUCUCCUGGGACUUCAGAAAUCCUCGGAGCCUGCCAGUGACUCCCUCCCCCUGCAUUCCAGAAAGCCAGCCCCUGGAGCUGCAGGCAGCAACCGAUCCUGACCUAGAGCAGGAAGUAGUGUCCCAGAUGCCAACAGCCAUUGGUCAGCAGACCUCACCAGGUGCUGUCAUUGAGCACACUAAGCCGUCCCGAUCCCUAUCUGAGGGAGCCAUUCAGAAACUGGAGACGACUUUACGGCACAAGUACCUGGCCUUCCUGUCAGGGCUACCCGCUCUCUAUUCUGUGGCUCUCUCUAAGGCCCUGGGCCCAGCAAUCACCAGCCAAUCCUCUGUGAGCGCCCAGGUGACGCCUGAGCCUUUCGAAAUCCCAGCAGAGCCCCUGAAUGAGAUGGUCUCCUAUGAAGACCCCUGUACGUGUCCUGGGCCAGCCUUUCAAGAGGACAAGACUUGUGCAGACCGUGCCCGCGGACUCCUGUCUGAUGGGCAGGAGGAAAUAAUGGAGACAGUGCCUCUCGGAGGCCAGACAGAUGCUGAUCUUCCCCCCGUACUCAGGAGACCCACCUUGACAAAACUGAAUUUCCAUCUGAGGAAAAAGGUCCUAGAGAUGCAGUUGGGAAUUCCCAUGAAGGCAAGGAAGUCCAGGGACCAAACUGUGGCCGUCCCUGGGAACAUAUCCACACAAGAGGCAUGUGGGAGUCUAACCAACCAGGAACUCGCCAUCCCAGCAGACACUCCACACACUCCAGAAGCAGAAUGGGCUCGCCUUAAAGAACUACUGAUCAUUGAGCUAAAGUUAGUACAACAGAGCCAGAAGCAAGCUAGUUCCCGAGCAGUGCCCUGUGGUUCUGGCCACUGUGUCUCCCACAUCUCCCGACCCAGUGGGGACAAGGCAGACGCCCAGGUGCUUUGUGUUCAGCUGGAAGCCAGCAUGAACAGCCCCAGUCUGGAGGAGGCCUGGUGCCCUGAGUCCCGAGGCCCUGGCGAAAGCAAGAACUCAGCCCAAGUGCCCACCCCAGCAGAGAAGGAAGAGGACCCAGGGAAACCCAAAGCAGCAGGGGACCAUGGAGAAGGGGAUGCAGGGUUUGGGCUCCCCUCAACCAGAGAAAACAGACACCCUGCUGAAGACCAGAGGCCAGCAGGGACCCCUCUGAACAAGAUGCCCCAAGGCCCCUGGAGAAGGAACCAUAGCUUUGAUCUUGCUGCCACCUGUAAGCAGACGCCUGGGCACUGUCCUCAGCUUAAGCCGCCAGAGCUACCUCCAGUAGUCUCUAGCAGGAAAGAGCCUGAGAAGAAUGACGUACAACACAGUCACACCAAGCCGAAUCUCCUCACAGAGCCAGCAAGGAUCCCUGGGACUCCCCAGGCUUCACAGGACCAGCCUUUGGAUCUGCCUUCCCCUCAGAGGAUGACUGCUACCUUUUACCCCACCAAGGACCGCACCAUAUCACCCUCCUAG
Molecule: messenger RNA, 3318 nt
Organism: Orycteropus afer afer
Lineage: Eukaryota; Metazoa; Chordata; Mammalia; Tubulidentata; Orycteropodidae
Source: RefSeq, a predicted model, not a curated record